AUGUGCAUUUCCCAAGUAAGGCAAUUCACAACUGUCUCAUUUGAGUUUCAGAGAAAAUGGCUUGUGGUUACGGUUUUUGGAAUUAUUGUGAUUUGGAGGCACGAUGCUCUGGCCAUGUGGGCUGCAAUGGGAGAAGUUGCAAAUGCAUGGCUUGCAAUCACGUUAAAAAGAAUACUCAACCAAGAGCGACCUGUUGCUAUAUUAGGCACUGGCCCAGGCAUGCCAUCUUCACAUGCUCAGUCCAUCUUCUUCGCUUCUGUCUAUGCUAUCCUAUCAUUGGUUAAAUCUCUAGGAUUGAAUGGAGUUACAGUGACCAUCAGGGUGCUUGUCUUGGCUUUCAGAUCAUAUCUUUCUUGGUUACGUAUAUCACAACGACAUCAUACCAUCAGUCAGGUUGUGGUGGGUGCUAUUUUAGGAACCAUUUUCUCGAUUUUAUGGUUUCAGUCUUGGUACUGGUUCGUGCUACAAGCCUUCCUUUCCUUUUUAUGGGUAUGGAUUAUUAUUGUUGUUGGGGGCGUCACAUGCUGUGUGAUCUUUCUGUUGUAUGUCAUUAAACAUUGGCUUAUGGAUGGUGAAUGA
Messenger RNA from Papaver somniferum (opium poppy), 579 nucleotides. RefSeq names its product lipid phosphate phosphatase epsilon 2, chloroplastic-like. Lineage: Eukaryota; Viridiplantae; Streptophyta; Magnoliopsida; Ranunculales; Papaveraceae. Gene Ontology annotation, cellular component: intracellular membrane-bounded organelle; endoplasmic reticulum membrane. The record is from RefSeq and is a predicted model, not a curated record. Gene Ontology annotation, molecular function: dolichyldiphosphatase activity. The transcript has 5 exons. Gene Ontology annotation, biological process: protein N-linked glycosylation; lipid biosynthetic process. The coding region runs from base 1 to 579 and encodes 192 amino acids.